Molecule: messenger RNA, 1575 nt
Organism: Cyphomyrmex costatus
Lineage: Eukaryota; Metazoa; Arthropoda; Insecta; Hymenoptera; Formicidae
Exons: 3
Coding region: 1-1479 (492 amino acids)
Source: RefSeq, a predicted model, not a curated record
AUGAUUUCACAAUCACGACACAAACGAGGAGUUCUGUCGGAAAACGGACAUCGCAGGAAACGCAUGAAGGGAAACAUUGGGCAUUCUAAACACAACGUUCAGACGAAAAAUAAAAAUAAGAAGCACACUUUGAAGUCUUCGCAUCAGCUCGUCACGAAAAAAACGAAAAGUCCAAAGUCAAGCAAAAGAAAUAAUACUCAAAAAAUCGGAAUGUCUGCCAAAACAAUCGAUGAGUCGCGGAUAGAGAAAAGGGAAUCCGGAAAUAACUAUUUCAUCGAUGAUAUUGACAGUGCUAACGAGCAAGCGGAAGUCUUAAUUGAUCGGAAAGAAGAUGCGUCAUUAAUAAAUAAUAGAAGUUUGGUAGAACAGAACGCUGUAUUGUUACCUUUCGUGCACACCGGAAAAGCGGAAUUGCACGUUCGUAUCGAAAAGAUUUCUACGGAUAAGCCUUCGUUUAUUAGUCCUAAUCAUUGGACGGAUCAUUCUGUCGAGACUAGUCCUUGCUCGAUUAUGUUACCGAAAUAUAAUACGAGCGAUGAAAUUCACGAUGUUAACGUCACAAAUGUUGCCCCAAAUUUCGACUCCGCUGAAAAAAAGGAAGCUAAUAAUGUAAUAUUGGAGAUUACACUGAAAAAGCAAGAUCUCGGAAACGUGUUUGGCCAGAAAACAAGCGAUUCUGAAAAUGUGUCAUUCUAUAAUGGGGAAGCCGAGGCGGAAGCUCAUUCGGAUGAAUCCAACAUGCUGAGAAUCGAGAACAACCAAAAUAGAGAAAAAGAAAAGUACGAUCGCACGAACGAGAUGUCUGUAGAACUAUCGGGCGAGGAAACAAAGUUGCGAGCGAAGAGAAAUCAGCAAGUUAUGUCUAAAUAUUUAAAAAAUGAUGAGAAUUUGAAGGAAUCGACACAUUUCAAAGACGCCGAACAAGGAAUCGGAGACACGAAGAGUAAGAAGACAAGGCACAGAAAAAAUCGAGGUAAUCCUGCUGUGAGAUCAAUCGAAGAAAUGAAGGAUCUUGCCGAAAAGUUAAUCGCCAAAAUAAACGAACUGCAAGUAUAUGUGAAUAAUCGUAAUGAAACUCUAUGUGAAGGAAAUUCCUGUAAAAAUGCAGAACGCCUGAUUAUCGAGGAACCGAAGGCCACUUUGAAGAAGAAAAACAUUUUGAGGUCUAUAUCCAAGAUUGUCGAGAACACUGACAAUCGCCAGCGCUUCGCAAAGGAAGCGAUUUUAGCAGGUAAAAGGUCAUCUCGAAUGCAUUCUAACGGUUUGAGAUUCGCGCGAGGAGAGUAUCAAACGAGGAGAUCACGUCGCAAGUGGGGCAGGUGGAUGGAUUGGAGCAGCUGUAGCGUCACCUGCGGCAAGGGUCGACAGAUCAGGUGGCGGCAUUGCUUGCACGACUGUAAUGACGCGGAAACCGAGAUGGAAGAGAAAGCGUGCCAAUUGCCGGCCUGUCCUCCGGGUAAGUUCCUUGGAAUAUUUUGAAAGAUUCUUCCUUCGGUAGACGAUGAUUGGCGAUCGAUAUUUUGCAGUGUAUCAGCGAUGUUCUCUGUACCAUAAUUAUUAAAGAAAUGUUAUGUA